UGCGGGGUUACCACGGACCUAAGCAGAAUUAGGCAUCCAAGGCUAUCCAUUGGGCGUAUGGCAAUGGCAUCAUCGGUCCCUGACCAAAUCUUCCAAACAGCCUCACAAGCUCAUGCUAUCCUAAUAAGACAUCUCAUCAGCAUAUUCAAGAUGAAGGCAUACUGGUAUGAUAACGAGCCCGGCGACCAACGCGCCCCUCACGACUCCGGUCGCGAGGUCCCCUCCGAAUACCUCUCCAAGUUGGGCAUACUGCACUAUAAUUACCCGUCUCUCGACGAUGUAAACGCCCUCGCUGCCGGCCGCAAUUACAAGAAUCGCGAUGAAGUCACAAUCUCGCCGACGACCAUGGGCGAUGCGUACGAGGAGAAGGUUAAGAACUUCUUCCACGAGCACUUGCACGAGGAUGAGGAGAUCCGAUACAUCUUGGAUGGCGGAGGGUACUUUGACGUGCGGGGAAAAGAGGAUGAUUGGGUGCGGAUCAAGUUGGAGAAGUUUGACCUGAUGAUAAUGCCGGCGGGCAUAUAUCAUCGAUUCACGACGGAUGAGCAGAAUUAUACAAAGGCAAUGCGCUUGUUUCAGGACGAGCCGAAGUGGACGCCGUUGAAUAGGGGCAAGGAGACGGAUGAGAAUGGCUUUCGUAAGCAGUAUCUCUCAUCGCGGGAAUCCUAAGCGCCGGGAAUGACGACGAGCAACUUGACAGCUGGAACAAGGUUUGAGUAUGUUCGUGGUUUGAGAAGAUUGAAAUUUCAAGUACAUAGAAUCGAAUUCGACAGUCUGCUUCGACCAGACAAUCUUGACAAAGUCUGCGAGUUGUGUUUCCUUUCCUUAGUGUCCGCUACCAGGAGCAAUCAUGAAGCCAAUUUUGCACAGGUAAUGAUUGACCUUGGAGCAGGGCCUACCUAAAUGAGAAUCUGAAUUUGGACCAUCGUGCCUCGAUGUAGUUUCGUGUCAGAGGUCAGGGCGC
Pseudovirgaria hyperparasitica is the source of this 964-nucleotide messenger RNA. RefSeq names its product 1,2-dihydroxy-3-keto-5-methylthiopentene dioxygenase. The transcript is spliced from 2 exons. The record is from RefSeq and is a predicted model, not a curated record. NCBI's taxonomy places the organism in Eukaryota, Fungi, Ascomycota, Dothideomycetes, Acrospermales, Acrospermaceae. Gene Ontology annotation, molecular function: acireductone dioxygenase [iron(II)-requiring] activity. Bases 151 to 669 code for a protein of 172 amino acids.